Molecule: messenger RNA, 486 nt
Organism: Procambarus clarkii (red swamp crayfish)
Lineage: Eukaryota; Metazoa; Arthropoda; Malacostraca; Decapoda; Cambaridae
Source: RefSeq, a predicted model, not a curated record
AUGGUGCGUCCCUCCCACCAAUGUUCCGCGCGCUCCUGGAGUGGCCCCAAUGUUCCUCACGUGCCAGGAGCGGCCACCAAUGUUCCACAUGUGCCAGGAGUGGCCCCAAUGUUCCACACGUGCCAGGAGUGGCCACCAAUGUUCCACAUGUGCCAGGAGUGGCCCCAAUGUUCCACACGUGCCAGGAGUGGCCCCCAAUGUUCCACACGUGCCAGGAGUGGCCCCAAUGUUCCACACGUGCCUGGAGUGGCCCCCAAUGUUCCACACGUGCCAGGAGUGGCCCCCAAUGUUCCACACGUGCCAGGAGUGGCCCCAAUGUUCCACAUGUGCCAGGAGUGGCCCCAAUGUUCCACAUGUGCCAGGAGUGGCCCCCAAUUUUCCACACGUGCCAGGAGUGGCCCCAAUGUUCCACACGUGCCAGGAGUGGCCCCAAUGUUCCACACGUGCCUGGAGUGGCCCCCAAUGUUCCGUGCGCACCAGGAAUGA